GUCUCCUCUGUCCUAGUCUCUUUCCAUCUCUCCUCCCCUCAGGUCAGAUAUAUACUCAGUCCAUCAGCAGCUGGAGCAGCAGGAGAAGAAGAGCAUCAUUAGUCCAGACAUGGCAUGGCUUCAUCAGAGUCGAGGUUCUCCAAGACUUGUCCUGGUGGUGGUGUGUGUCGCUCUGCUGCUCGACAAUAUGCUGCUAACUGUGGUUGUACCAAUCAUCCCAACAUUCCUUUAUGCCAUGAGGCAUCCCAGUCCAGAGCCCCAGACCACCCAGCCCUCCCUGCUCCCUCUACCCAACCAUGGCCCAUCACGCCUGGGCAUGUUGCCUUCACACUCCCCAUUCCCCACACCAACCCUCCAGACCUCACAGUCCUCAGAACUCCCUCAGUCCAACUACAGCACUGUGGUCCCGGAUAUACAGUCGAAGCAGUCUCCCCCCACCUUCUCCCCUCUGGUGUCUCUGUAUGACAACACAACCUUCGGUCUGCAGGAGGUCCAGACUGAGCUGUCCUCCAACACCCAGUUGUCAGAGCAGAGCACUCUGCCCACAGACCUGCAGAUCAAUGACACCACAAAUGCUACAGAGUCCUCAUGUCUUCAGGACAGUGCGUUUCUGGAGGAGGAAAAUGUUCUUGUUGGUUUGCUGUUUGCCUCUAAAGCGCUCAUCCAGCUGCUGGUCAAUCCCUUCGUUGGUCCUCUCACCAACAGAAUUGGGUAUCACAUCCCCAUGUUUGCUGGGUUCAUCAUCAUGUUUGUGUCAACCAUCAUGUUUGCAUUCUCUGGAACGUACGUUCUGCUCUUCUUCGCUCGCUCUCUGCAGGGAAUUGGCUCAUCCUUUUCAUCUGUGGCAGGUCUGGGUAUGUUGGCCAGUGUGUAUCCAGAUGAUGAGGAGAGAGGAAUUGCCAUGGGCAUCGCCCUGGGAGGACUGGCUAUGGGAGUCCUGAUUGGAGCUCCAUUUGGCAGUGUGAUGUAUGAGUUUGUAGGGAAGAGUGCCCCUUUCCUGAUCCUGGCUUUCCUGGCUCUGUUUGAUGGAGCAUUACAGUUGUGCAUCCUGCAGCCUUCAAAGAUCUCUCCUGGGAGUGUGGAAGGAACUCCAUUACUGACACUAUUAAAAGAUCCAUACAUCCUUAUCAGUGCAGGUUCUCUGUGUUUCGCCAACAUGGGGGUUGCCAUUCUAGAGCCAACACUGCCCAUCUGGAUGUUGCAGACCAUGUGCUCCCCUAAAUGGCAACUUGGUAUGGCCUUUCUCCCUGCCAGUAUCUCCUACCUGAUAGGAACAAAUCUGUUUGGUGUCUUGGCCAAUAAGAUGGGACGGUGGCUCUGCUCCAUGUUGGGGAUGUUUAUUGUUGGCAUUAGUCUCCUAUGUGUUCCUUUUGCGACCAGCAUCUACGGUCUGAUUGGACCAAACGGAGGUCUCGGCUUUGCUAUAGGUAUGGUGGACUCCUCCAUGAUGGCCAUCAUGGGCUACCUCGUCGACAUUCGUCAUGCCUCUGUCUACGGCAGUGUCUAUGCCAUAGCUGAUGUGGCGCUGUGUAUGGGCUUCGCUAUAGGACCAUCCACAGGGGGAGCUCUGGUCCAGGCGGUGGGUUUUCCCUGUCUAAUGGUGUUUAUCGGAGUGAUCAACAUCCUGUAUGCUCCGCUCUGCUUUCUGUUACGUAACCCCGCGGUCCGAGAGGAGAAAAUGGCAAUCAUCGACCAGGAGUGUGUGAUGCACCGGAAAAGCUACAACACACAGAAGGAGAGUCGUGAGUUUCCUCUGAGUGACUACAGUGAAGAAGAAGAAGAAGAAGAAGAAGAUAUGGAGUAACACACACAGGCACAUGCAGUCAUAUUGUUAUUGUUUUCAUGUUUUACCUUCCUGCAGUCAAACGGUCAGAACAGAUCAGACAUCAGAUAUUUCUUAAAUGGAAAGAGUCGACAUUGAAAGCUCAUUCUUACAUUCAGUAAAGUAAUGAACUGUUUAACUGGGUCUCACAUAUUCCUCUCACUCACAGUGUUAGUCAGUGUGUUUAUGUUUUAAUUAAACCAGACUUUUUAAUCCAACUGAAAUGUACAAUAUCAAAUUGCUCAAAGUCAAACCCAACCAGGUACUGUGACAUUCAGUGAUACUAAAGCUGGCCUAGACUCUCUGCGCAUGCUCCACAGUUCCCACCCACAAGCUUUGACCUGGAAAUAAUAGAAAAUACACAGAAGAAGACGAAAACUGCCACAACAACAUGGUAAAAUCUAGAGUGGUUUUUAAUAUUUCAUAUUUUUUAUAUUCUUGGAUAAUAGGGAGACUUGAUGGUGGCCUACAUGCUCACAACAAGCAGAAAGAGGGCUUAUCCCCACUUAGUAGAGUGGAGGCAGACACACUUCUUCAAUGAAAUCCAUUCCCCACCAGUGCUCGUCCACUGGGACAACAACUUAGUGUUUGACGACAAAUGAUUAUACACUGUGUUACAAAUAUCUCCCAUGGAAAGUCAGAAGAGGCCAAAGGUCACACAAAAAGACACAUUACAACUACAAAGUAACACCGACUAAUAGAAGUCAAACAGGUUCAAUGGGAUGUAAUGCAUUGUUGCUACACCACAUAUUUCUCCAAUGUAAUCACAAAUUUGCGGCAAAUUGUAAUUUAAAAUGUGAUUUCUUUUUUUUGUUUUUGGAGAAAGUGAGCUAGUGUAGGUAUAAAUAGAGUUUGGGGAAUUGUAUAGUUAAGUAGUUUUUUCCUGUCCAAGCUACCAAGCUAGUUGAUUGAAAACACAGUUAAGUUGACUGUUGCUUUUAUUUAAAGGUCAGUCAAUUUUGAAAUUUAAUUUAAUAACAUUUAUUUUUGUAAAUAAAUACUGAUGGCACAUUUCUAAACCUUUAAACAUUCAUACUUCAACCACAACAUCAAAAAUGACUGAAUUUAUCAUAAUAUUGGAAAGUUAGUAACAUAUAAGAUAAGGAGGUUCUCUGUGGUGUGAAAUAUAAAGAAUGUAUUGGUUUGUCAUUAAAGAGUUCUGUGUAAAUUUAACCCAUUUUAAGGAACAUGUUCCUUCAUCUUCUUUAAUUCAUUUGUUUGAAAGAAAGUGUUGACUUGUGAAACUGAAGCUGACUCUGUGUCUGACCUUUGAACUGUCUCACCAUUAAAACCUGUUGUUUCCUGGA
Messenger RNA from Solea senegalensis (Senegalese sole), 3129 nucleotides. RefSeq names its product chromaffin granule amine transporter. Gene Ontology annotation, biological process: transmembrane transport; xenobiotic transport; aminergic neurotransmitter loading into synaptic vesicle. Gene Ontology annotation, molecular function: serotonin:sodium:chloride symporter activity; xenobiotic transmembrane transporter activity. Gene Ontology annotation, cellular component: terminal bouton; synaptic vesicle membrane. The record is from RefSeq and is a predicted model, not a curated record. NCBI's taxonomy places the organism in Eukaryota, Metazoa, Chordata, Actinopteri, Pleuronectiformes, Soleidae. The transcript has 17 exons. Bases 110 to 1804 code for a protein of 564 amino acids.